AAGUCAGAGUUCAGUAUGGCUUCUGAUAUCAGCAUCCAAGUGUCCCCAGGGCAUUUCAUGCUACCUCUUCUAAUCAACAAGGAGAUCAACAUCGACACAACCGUCGUGGAGACGAAGUUACGAGAUCUCGAUCACUUUCUGAGAGUGAGGAUUGGGCGUCCCGAGGAGCUUGCCAUCCUCAACGCAAAGGGUCUGUUGAACCUCCGGCUCAACCGCUAUGAGGAGGCGCUGGAUUUAUUCCACGCAGUCCUGGCAAAAGACCCGGAGAACCUGAACGCCCUGGCCAACCUGCAAUAUGUCUUGGAGAAGCUUUUCAAAUUGGCCGAGGCAGGGAACUACAGGGAGAUGUGGUACCGUCUUCUUCACCCGGCUGAAAGCGCAACCCAAGAAGCUGUUUCAAUUGCUGAAGCACCGACGAAUCAAAGACGUAUUCAAGCCAGGUGCUUAGCCGAACAGGCCUAUGCACACACCUUCGACAUUCACAGCGAAAACGUCUCUGGGAAAAGGCACAUGCAGUCAGUAGAGCUGUAUCAGAAGGCUCUUCGAUUGGGUGGAGAAGAUGUCACCGAUAUAGAGCAACAUGAGUGGAAAUUUUGUCUGGCGAUUAAUGAACACAAACUUUUUACUCAUUUACCUUACUACAAUCAACCUAAUCAACCUGAUCAACAUCGUCCCAGGGUUCACCUUGAAAAUGCAGUGAAAUUGUUCUCUGAUCUUGUUGGAGGAGGGCGUUCUGUUGACAAGGAGAUUCAGUGGGAUAGCUGGUGUCAUUUGGGGGAUAUUUUCAGGACUAUGAAACAUAGACAUAUGCAACAAAAUGUGCCACAUGAGAUGAGAAAAUACACAAGGGAUCCGGAACAGUGUAUGACAAAAGCCAUGGAGAUCUCACCCGACAACCCGAGGCUCUUGGUGCGCUACGCAACCGUCCAUUACUCCCUCAACAAGGACAGAGGAAAAUCUCUUAAAUUACUGGACGCGUCUUUAAACAUCGAUGCCACUAACUGGAAAGCCCUGUCCACGCGAGCCACGAUCAAUAUGAAACAUUAUAACUCUCAGCAAACGCAAGACCGUCCUGAAAUGAGAGAGAUUCUGGACAGCGCCAAAGGUGAUCUUGAGAAGGCACUAUCCAUGAAUGUCACACCCUGGGACCUGAUCAAUCUUGGACAGGUUUAUUAUCGCCUUGCAAAAAAUCACACCAAAGAGGAAAUAGAUAAAAAGUCUCUCUUUCAGAAAGCCCUUGUAUGUUUCUCGAAGUCAGUAGAUUGUCCAGAUGGUAACAACAGAACUGACGUGCAUUUUAUGCGGGGCCUCUGUCUUUUUGACAUCGAGGAAAAAAGGGCGGCGAUCGGUUGCUUUAAGCAAGCGAUUGCAUGUGAAGCUCCGUACCUUACAAACACUCGUAACUUUAACGAAUUGCUCAGAGUAUACUUGAGCAUACUCCAAGAGGAAAAUCCCCCAAAGGACGAGUCUAUCCUGGCAGAGACAGCCUUUUCAUUGAAGAAGGCACUGAAGAAAUAUGGCCAACCUAAAAUAAGUAAGUUCUGCAUUAGUGAGUUCACAUUUGAGCACAAGAAAGAGCUGCAGUUGCUCUUGGGUUACUGUAGAAAGUACAGUGAACUUAAUGAACUCGUGUCUUUGUUGGAGAAAACAUCAUUUGCAACAGCACGUUCUCCACUGCACAUUCAUGAGACACCACAAGCACCGUUCGGUCAUGGCAUGAGGUCUCCGAAUGCUGGACGCCCUAUGCUACGUCUGUCGCAUCAUGAAGAGGCAGAUGACCCACAAGAAGAGGCGGGUAUGCAUAAUGUAGGAUCCGGAGCCAGCGCAACGGGUGGGGCAGCGGAGGAAGGAUGGCCAACCAUCCAAGAACCUGCAGAGGAAGUCAAGGGGCAACCAAUCAAGGAAGCACCAAAGGAGGCCCGCGUCCCUGAUUUCAAGUAUGAUUUCAUCGUGGUCUAUCCAAAGAGCGAGAGAGACUGGGUGUCCUACGACCUGCUGAACGAGCUGGAGGCGAUCCGGAACCUGAAGGGGUGUACGCGUGACAGGGAUGCCCUGGCUGGAUCAAUGAAGAUCUCAAGUGAGAUCAAUCUAAUGAAAGAAAGUGCCAGCAUCUUAUUGGUCGUCAAUCAAGAUUUCAUGUCUGAGUGCGAGGCUUCCAUGCACUACGCGCUCAAGCUGAGGAAAGAGAGUAGGCGCAGUCGUGUGGUAAUACCGGUGCUUCGGGACGACUCAGAGAUCCCUGAUGAAAUCGACAUGUUGUUGAACUCAUUCAAUGCAGCAUCUGGUCCAGUCGACUGGGACAGGUUGAAAUUUUGCAUCGAGCAACAAAUUUAGAACAGCUUUCCUCAUCACAAACGACACUCAUGUUACGGUCAUCUUUGUCGACUCGUACUUCUGUGUAGUAUUCCUUAUGUACGAAUACGUUUUUCAGGUAUUUGAGGUCUUCGCAAAACGAGGGGGGCACAAUCAUACUUUUGAGAUUUUUUAAAAGAAUUUCUAAAAUUCGGCGGAUAUGUUGAAAGCUAUCACAUGUACGUGCUGCGACAACCGCAGGAGCUAGGGCGCUUCACUUUUACGCGACUUUUGUUUGUCAAAAAGAGUAAUCGCGGGGGAUUUCUCUGUACUCCAUUCUACACUUUUACAUUUGAUACAACUAUUCUUCGAGUAAUACAUCCCAUAUUUAAAGUGUUAAUAAAACAGUAGCAGUAGUAGUGGCAGCAGUAAUAGCAGAAAGAAUAGCUGUACCAGACUCGCGUGUCUACCAUUAGCUGUAUCUAGCAGUAGCAGUAGCUGCAGCAGUAUAGCAGUAGUGGUAUUUCAUGUAGUAUAUAGCAGAAGUAGGAGCAGUAUAUGUAUAGCAGUACUGGUCCAGAGUAUCUAGCAAUAACAGUAACAUUAGCGGUAUCUAGUAGCAGCAGCAGUACGUAUAUAUCAGUAGCGGUAGCAUUAUUCUAGCAGUAGCGGUAGCAGCGGUAGCAGUAUGUAGCAGUAGUAUGAGCAGUAUGUAUAUUGCAGUAGCGAAAGCAGUGGCAGUUGCAAUAUCAAGCGGUAGCAGUAGCAGUAUGCAUAUGAC
Messenger RNA from Patiria miniata (bat star), 3073 nucleotides. RefSeq names its product tetratricopeptide repeat protein 22-like. Gene Ontology annotation, molecular function: protein binding. Gene Ontology annotation, biological process: signal transduction. The record is from RefSeq and is a predicted model, not a curated record. NCBI's taxonomy places the organism in Eukaryota, Metazoa, Echinodermata, Asteroidea, Valvatida, Asterinidae. The transcript has a single exon. Bases 16 to 2334 code for a protein of 772 amino acids.